AUGAGGGACUCGUUCGCUGCCCUUUUGCGCACGGGGGCCGGCAAGCUCGCCCUCUCGCUGCUGAUCGCUUCGCCCGCCGCCGCCAUCACCUUCAAGCAGGUCCCGGAUCCUCACCUGAGCCUCGGCGACCUAGGCCGCAUAGCCUUCACCGGAGACUUUGACUCAAUCUCGCUAUAUCAGUACGAAGGCCAGAGCCAGCAGUAUCCCGGCCGCAAUGGCGCCCUGCUGUCCCGCUAUCCCAAUGGUGUCUUUGCUACCAUCAACGUCACCGACGCCGACAUCAAGGCCAUGUGCUCGCUGCCCAUCAAUGGCGCCGAGCGCGUCAUGUUUGCAGGCAACUUUACUGGCGUAGGCAACAUGCCCACGCCCGGUGGCAUUGCCCUGCUGGAUCCCACAAACGGCAAGAUCCAGGCACUCCAAGGCCUCAGCGGCUCCGUAAACGCCUUGUACUGCGACAGAAACGCUGGACGCGUCUAUGUCGGUGGAAGUCUGACCGGCGGCAAUUCGACAAAUGCCCUCAUCUGGGACAAUGGCUGGCAGGAUCUCUCUUUCAACGGCUUCAACGGCGCCAUCCAUGCCAUCACUCGCGCCCCUAAUAACAACAUAAUAUUCGCAGGGGAUUUCAACGGCUUGGGAGGCAAUGCCUCGACCGUCGUCAGCGCGAACAACACGCAGCUCAUUCCCAUAUCCAGCGCACGCAUCUCGGCUCAGACAAGCUCGGGUCUCAAUGGACUGACCGACCCCAAGAACAUUGCUUGCAAACCCGACUUCUCAACACAGGGCCCUGGCUCUACCUGGUUGAUGGCCGAUAGGGCCAGUGGUUUCUGGAGGGCCGACUUUGGCUUCGGUUUCCAGCCUACCAGCCUGAAAUUGUACAACACAAACUUGGACGGCCGAGGCACCAAGACAUUCCACUUUACGGCACUUCCGGAUGGCGGCAUCAUGAACUUGACCUAUACCAAUCCUAGCACCGGAAAAAAGGCCUUUUGCGACCUUCGAUGUCCCUUGCCCGAGGGCAACACCACGGCCCAGGAGUUUUCCUUUGUCAACCUGGUCGGCAUGAACGCUUUCCGCAUCGACAUUACCGAUUUCUACGGAGCCGGCGCUGGUCUGAAUGGAAUUGAGCUCUUCCAGGAUGCCAUGUACUCGUACGCCGUCAAUGACUUCAACGAACCCAAAAACUGCGGUCCCACUGGUACAAAGUCACAAUCUACCAACACGGGCACAUGGCAGACGACUCCAUCACAUCAGAGCAUUUCCGAGUAUCUUACAACCGUUCUUCAAGGCAGCCCAAUCGACGUCAACGCAGCAACCGUCACCUUUAUUCCCGACAUCAAGCAGUCUGGCAACUACUCAGUCACCAUCUACACGCCUGGAUGCCAGGGCGACGGCACUUGCGGUACCCGCGGCCGCGUCAACGUAACGGCCGUGACAGGCGGUAAGAGCGAAAGCACUGAACUUUGGCAGACCAACAACUUCGACAAGUACGACGAAGUCUAUAACGGCUUUAUUGAUGCCACUAGUGGCGCUCCCCCGCGAGUCAUUCUUCAGCCCGCCGCUGGACAGGCCCCCGGACCCUUGACUGUUGUGGCACAAAGGGUGCGCUUCACACUUUUGAAGGCCACUUCUGGAAAUCUGAAUGGUCUCUUUGAGUAUAAGCCUGGCCAGAAGGUAAAUGCCGACGACCUAUCCAAUUCCGUCAUCAACGCCGCUGGCGCCAGCCUCUCGCCCGCGGAGAAGGCCUUUGUCACGAGUUUGGCUACAGACAAUGACAAUCUUUACAUUGGCGGAUCCUUCAACACCAGCGAUGGCAGGAACAACAUCUUUUCCAUACGCCAGGGCGCUACCGACCCCACCGCCCUUGCUGGUAAGGGGCUUAACAACCAGGUCAUGACUUUAUUCCAGAAUGCCAGCACCCUGUAUGUCGGUGGUAACUUCACCAACACGGUUGACAACAACGCUCCUGGCCUGCGCGGAGUGGCCGCUUAUGUCAACAACCAGUGGCAACCUCUUGGAGCCGGUGUAGAUGGUGUCGUCCUUUACCUCGUACCCUUUUCGCUCAACGUCACUGCAAACACGCCCGAGGAUGUCCUUGCCGUCAGUGGUUUCUUUAGCCAAGUCAACGCCUUUGGCAACAAUCCUAGCACCAGUGUCAACGACUUCGCCGUCUGGGUUCCCUCCCGUGGCAACUGGCUACACAACCUCGAUUUUCACUCCCUCGCCAUGUCGGGUAGACUUAUGACGUUUGCCGAUGUUCCUGGAAGUGAUCGUUGGUUCGGUGGUUCUGUAUCUUCAGGCGCCCUCCUCGCAAGCGGUACGGCCGAGCUGGACAGCGGAAACCAAUUGUCGCUGCAAGCGUUCCCUGCCAACAUCCAAGCACAGCGCCAGCAACAGCAACAGCGACGCAAGCGAGCCGUUAUUGAUCAGCAGAAUGUGAAUACCACGGGAAUCCGCACUGGCACCUUUUAUAAGCAAAACGGCAUGAACAAGACUAUUCUUGCUGGUCACUUUGCUUCGACGGGCUCCAACAAUGAGAACAUCACCAACGUCCUUAUCAUUGACGGCAACGACUCGAACAAGAUCACCGGUUUCAACGACGAGCUGUAUGCCAACUCUACCUUUGCUGCUGUCUCCGUCUUGAACAACAUCCUGUACGCUGGAGGCAUGAUCAGUGGACAACUCAACAAGGAUCGUAUUGCUGGCAUCGUCGCCUACGAUCUGUCCAAAAAUCAAUUCACUCCCGUUCAGCCACCGCCGCUCCAGGGUGUCAACGUCAGUGUCAACGCCAUUGCGCCUCGACCAAAGUCCAAUGAUGUCUUUGUCGCUGGUCGGUUCCAGUCUGCUGGAGCCUUGAGCUGUGCUGCGCUCUGCAUCUGGAACACUGAGCGUAACCAGUGGAACACUGCAGGUAACGGUAUUCAAGGCGAGGUCUCUUCGCUGAUAUGGGUUGGCGACAACAAUCUUUUGAUUGCUGGCAACCUUACGUCGGGCAACAACGAGACCAAGAUCCUUACGUUUGACUCUCAGAACGGUGCAUUCGCCGUCGUUCCUGGUGCCAGCGAGCUGCCAGGUCCGGUCACUGCACUUACUAUUGCCAAUAGCGCUGGAGACCAAUUCUGGGCUGCUGGACAAGCCGACGAUGGCUCUACCUACCUGCAGCGAUUUGAAGGAAGCAAGUGGUUACCGGCCGACAAGUCAAUCUUCGGCGCCAACACCAACAUUCGCGGUAUCCAAGUGCUUUCCCUGUCGCAAUCACAUAACACUUCACAAAUCAUUGACGCAGGCCAAGAUCUUCUUCUCAUGGGUCACAUCAACAUCACCUCGUUUGGGACUGCCUCUGCCGCGCUCUUCAACGGCACUACACUGACUCCUUUCCUGCUUGCCACCAAGGGACAGGAUGGUGAGUCGGAGCCAGGAAGCUUGUCUUCCAUCUUUGUGGAGAACCCCAAUUCGUUCUUCCUCAAGUCGGACAAGCACCUAGCACUCUGGGCUAUUGUCCUCAUCGGCCUUGCCAUCGCUCUCGUCCUCACCUUCUUGCUCGUCGUCAUUGGCAUCAUCAUGGAAUGGUUCCGCAAGAAGCGACAAGGCUACUCUCCUGCCCCUACAACCUAUCCUGAUCGGCUAGGGAACGUAGGACGCGUACCGCCGGAGCAACUCUUUGGAAACAUGUCCGGACCACGAGGAGCCCCGGCGAUAUAA
Exserohilum turcica Et28A is the source of this 3699-nucleotide messenger RNA. RefSeq lists its product as uncharacterized. Gene Ontology annotation, biological process: positive regulation of establishment of bipolar cell polarity regulating cell shape. The transcript is spliced from 2 exons. Gene Ontology annotation, molecular function: protein binding. The record is from RefSeq and is a predicted model, not a curated record. NCBI's taxonomy places the organism in Eukaryota, Fungi, Ascomycota, Dothideomycetes, Pleosporales, Pleosporaceae. Gene Ontology annotation, cellular component: plasma membrane of growing cell tip. The coding region runs from base 1 to 3699 and encodes 1232 amino acids.